UUACCCCAUUAUUGUAUCUACUAGAGAGAGAGACAGAGAGACAGAGAGACAGAAGAGGAAGCAGAAGAAGAAGAAGAAGCAUAUCUAGAUGCCUUGCUUCGCAUAAUCGUUCUACCUGGUGAAGCCCUAAUCUUUUUUUUUUUUUUCUCUCUCGUGCUUUACUUCCUCCAACGCAGAAACCCUAAGAUUCAUUCAUGUUUGGAGAAAGAGAAAGCAAUGUUCUGGAGCUACGCUUUUUACCAUUCAUAAGUGUUGUCGUUUAUUAGAUUGAGGUUAUAUUAGCUGGGAGUAUAAUAUAGUGAACACGCAGAAGGUUUGGUUGGCCAAUGGAUCAUUAAAUUACUGAUUCUUUUGAUGUUCGACGUCUUUAGGGACCAUGCCUCGUAAAGUAAGUUAUGGAGUUGAUUAUGAUGAAGACUACGACUACUAUGAAGAUUAUGAUUACGAUUAUGAUCAUGAUCAUGAUUUCGACGUAGAAGAUAAUGGCAAACUACCUCAGUCAAAGCAAGGAACUACAAAGCGUGGGAUUUGGCGUUGCUCCAUUUGCACUUUUGAUAAUGAUGAGAGUUUCUCUGCAUGUGAUAUUUGUGGGGUUCUCCGUAAUCCUUUGAUUAAUGCUGGCACCAAUAGGGAUAACCAAACAGUUGAGGGCAUGUGCAAAGAUUCUGGAGCAUCCAAAAUGGCCAAGUCUCUAUUUGCAUCAUUGCCGCAACGGAUACCCGAAAAGGAUGUAUUGUUUCAAAAGCAGAAUGAUGUUUUUGUGAAGGAAGAGGGCAAUAACUCCUACAUGCAUAUGAAUAUCCAAGGACAAUUUCAUGAAUUCCAUAAGGCUUUUAGUACUCGUAGCCAUCACCGUGUUAAUAUAGCCUCUUUCAAGUUUGAUGUUCCAUCCCCAGAUGAUUUGGUUUCUAAUGGAAUGCGCUCCUCCAAAAUGGGUUCAAAAGUCAACUCUGCUGACUUGAAAUCUUCAAGAGUUUCCUCAAGCAUCACUGAGAAGAGUGGUCUAUUUAAUACAAAACCAAGUGCUGAAAAGUUGGAUAUCUCAUCUUCGUUAAUGCUAAAAGGCAGACAAGAUACUUUUGAUGACAACAAUCAUUCGAAGAACAGAGCUCAUAAUAUACAAUCAAGUGUAAAAGUUUCGGAUAGCUCAUUGGCAACAAUGCCAAAAGGCAGACAUUAUAGUGUCGAUGAGAGCAAUUAUUUGAAGAAUGAUACAGGCAAGCUACUAUCGAGUGAUAAAAGCUCUGAUAGCUCACCUGCAUUGAAUCUAAAAGGUAGACAUGAUAGCAUAGAUGAGAGCAGUAGUUCUUCAGUUCGUGGGGGCAAGUCAGAAAGCCUUACUGAUAGUUUGAAUAAAAGGGCUUUGGAUGUUGGUUCUGGCUUUUCAAAUAAUGUUAAUGCUAGAGUGACUCGUUCAAAUGCACAGUAUAAACCUGAAAAGUGGAUGCUCCCUGACCAAACUGAAGAUAAAUUGACACAACUGAAUCUUGCGAUUGUUGGUCACGUUGAUUCUGGAAAAUCAACACUCUCUGGUAGACUACUACACCUCUUGGGCCGAAUAUCCCAAAAAGAGAUGCACAAAUAUGAAAAGGAGGCAAAGUUACAGGGAAAAGGGUCCUUUGCUUUUGCUUGGGCAUUGGAUGAGAGCACUGAAGAAAGGGAAAGGGGAAUAACUAUGACAGUGGGUGUUGCUUAUUUUGAUUCCAAAAAGUAUCAUGUUGUUGUGCUUGACUCACCAGGCCAUAAGGAUUUUGUUCCGAACAUGAUAUCUGGAGCAACGCAAGCUGAUGCUGCAAUUCUUGUCAUAGAUGCCUCGGUUGGUGCAUUUGAAGCUGGUAUGGACAAUGCUAAGGGGCAAACACGGGAGCACGCACAACUUAUUAGAAGUUUUGGUGUUGAUCAAAUUAUAGUUGUGAUUAACAAAAUGGAUGUCGUGGAUUACUCAAAGGAACGGUUUGAUUUGAUUAAACAACAACUGGGAACGUUUCUACGUACUUGUGGGUUUAGAGAUUCUCUUAUAUCAUGGAUCCCACUGAGUGCCAUGGAAAAUCAAAAUUUGGUGGCCGCUUCUUCUGAUGUUCGUCUGCUGUCCUGGUAUGGUGGGCCUUAUCUGCUGGAUGCAAUUGAUUCCCUCCAACCUCCCACAAGAGAUUUCUCAAAGCCUCUACUUAUGCCUAUAUGCGAUGUUGUUAAAUUGUCUUCAAUAGGGCAGGUGUGCGCCUGUGGUAAACUAGAAACUGGAGCUCUUCGGAGUGGAUCCAAGGUUCUAGUUAUGCCGUCAGGAAAUGUAGGGUCAGUACGUUCCUUAGAACGUGACUCUCAGGCUUGUACACUUGCAAGAGCUGGAGACAAUGUGGCUGUUAGUCUGCAAGGAAUUGAUGGGGGCCAUGUUAUGGCUGGGGGAGUGCUAUGUCACCCUGAUUUUCCUGUUGCGAUUGCAAAACGUUUGGAACUGAAGGUCCUUGUUUUGGAUGUUACAACCCCGAUUUUAAUUGGCUCUCAGUUGGAAUUUCAUGUACACCAUGCAAAGGAAGCUGCAAGAGUUGUCAGAAUACUGUCUUUACUUGAUCCAAAGACUGGCAAUGUGACAAAGAAGGCACCUCGCUGUCUUAUUGCAAAGCAGAGUGCAGUUAUUGAGGUGGCUUUGAAUGGACCCGUGUGUGUGGAAGAGUUUUCAAGUUGUAGAGCUCUUGGGAGGGUGUCUCUUAGAGCACUAGGAAAAACAAUUGCUCUGGGGAUCGUAACCCGAGUAAUUGAGGAGCAGGAUUAGUCGAUUCAACACGAGAUUCCUCAAUCUUUGAGAGAUCUAUUACCUGGUAUAGUGUUGAAUUAACCAUUCCAACAAAUUUUGUUUUUCCCUUUUAUCUCCCUUUAUUAGAGGUUACUCUGUUCAACAGUUAUGCUACGGAAAACCUGGUGACAGAGGCCAGUUAUGGGCUCAUAAGUUUUCUGUAGAUUUUAAUUUGAACGGAAAUCUUUUUGGGGUUUGUGGUAUGUGCAUUGUACAAGAAAGGGGUGGGUCGAAUAUGCCUGUACUGUGUAAUAUUUAUUGGUUCUUUAAGCAACAUUCUCCUGGGUUAGAAGGUAUAUAUAUAUAUAUAUAUAUAUUCAUUACUUGAA
Molecule: messenger RNA, 3120 nt
Organism: Alnus glutinosa
Lineage: Eukaryota; Viridiplantae; Streptophyta; Magnoliopsida; Fagales; Betulaceae
Exons: 13
Coding region: 377-2770 (797 amino acids)
Biological process (GO): translation
Molecular function (GO): GTPase activity; GTP binding
Source: RefSeq, a predicted model, not a curated record